AUCUACAAUCUCCUGAUUAAUCUACCAACCCACACUCAAACACCCCUGAUUCUUGUACCCGCUUAAUUUUACUCAUAGUUCUGUGACGCUGCUUUAAAACGAUACGUAUUGUGGAAGACGCUGUACAAAUAAAUGUGAACACAGCAGCGUGACGAUGUUAUCAAACGGAAUCGCGUUUGGUCCUUGAGGCCGCCGUACGGAGCGAAUGCGGCAGUCGAAGCUGGCGGGAUACAGUGCUGCAUGUGAGGAACACGAUACUGAACAACAACACUGAGACCCAAUGGACCCAAUAGCCAAAUACAUCUCGCAGAAAACCAGCAAGACGCGGUGGCGGCCAGUUUCCCCGGGUUUAUUACAGCAGCCUGAAGUGUUCGCCACGGGAUCCUGGGACAACGAGAAUAACAGAGUGUCGGUCUGGUUGGUGGGAGAUCAUGGAGGCUGUAACACAGACGGAGAGUUUGAUGAAGAGCCGCAGUUGCUGUGUGACUCUCAGCAUGCCGGGGAUGUGCUGGACCUGCAGUUUCUAGAUCAAGACCGGCUCGUUUCUGCAUCUUCAAGCGGGGCUGUGACGAUCUUUAAGCUUCAGCCUGACUGUCAGGCUCUGUCGCUGGCUCAUGUGUGGGAGAGGGCUCAUGGAUAUUCCUGUGAUAAUGCACCCUGCACUGCAGUAGUGUGCAGAAGCCCUGAACUAGUGUCAGUGGGUGAGGACGGCCGAGUUAUUCUUUACAAGGCAGAUCAGACUGAAGUUGUCCGUGUUAUUGAAAAUGCAGAUAGCAGUACGAUUCAUGCCGUGACGUUUCUGAGGACGACUGAGGUCCUCACUGUUAACUCCAUCGGUCAGCUGAAGAUGUGGGACUUCAGACAGCAGAGUGACAGUCCUGCGCAAAUUCUCUCUCUGUAUGAUUCACUCAUACUAGUUUAAGAAACCAUAAUUAGCAUUGGAUUCAUUUGAAUCUCCAGAAAGCUGAAGAACAUGUCCGUUCACACCAGAAUCAAAAAAAUCUUAUUUUGCAUGAAAA
Sinocyclocheilus rhinocerous is the source of this 1019-nucleotide messenger RNA. RefSeq names its product nucleoporin Nup43-like. Lineage: Eukaryota; Metazoa; Chordata; Actinopteri; Cypriniformes; Cyprinidae. Bases 281 to 922 code for a protein of 213 amino acids. Gene Ontology annotation, molecular function: protein binding. The record is from RefSeq and is a predicted model, not a curated record. Gene Ontology annotation, cellular component: nuclear pore outer ring. The transcript is spliced from 5 exons.